AUGGCUGCCUCAUCUAAUUCAAAUAUGACAUCGACUAUGGGAGUAGACGGUCCUAUGUUUACUCUUAGUUAUCGUGAUUUGAUGACUUUGAUGCGGAGAUGUGAAGAAAAUGCUAUUCAAAGAUAUCAAGAACAAGAAACGCUUGCCGCAAUCGCUACUGUCGUCGAGACGACACUGAAUGAAAUUGUUGCGGCUGUUGUUGUUGAAGUCGAAAAUGCAGCUGUAGCUGCUGACGUUGAAAUCACCAUGGAUCAUCUCAAAACCGAAAUCAUCAAUUUGGAAAAAAUCGAUCGAUUUUUCUUGCAAGUUGAGAAAGUCUUCGACGGAAAUAAAACACUUGCCGAACUCUUAUGCCCUGCGUUUCUGACUCUUCCACCAGAUGCACAAUAUCCCAUGUACUAUGACGAAGCUGCUGCAGCUUUUAAAAAAUCAAUGCACAAUGCACGGGUAAUUAUCGUCGUAUUUUACAGUUGA
This is a messenger RNA of Adineta ricciae, 474 nucleotides long. The record is from the annotation of a GenBank genome assembly. NCBI's taxonomy places the organism in Eukaryota, Metazoa, Rotifera, Eurotatoria, Adinetida, Adinetidae.